UGUGUUUUGGGGAACCAAGUACUUUGACCUGUACUCGGUUAGUGAAUUAUAUUCGAUCAAAAUUUGUCUUUGUAAUUAACUACUUUUAAAGUUGCAUAAUCAGAAUUAGUGAAUACAUUGACAUAGUUUCUUUAUUUUAACAUUAUUGAGAUGUUCAUAUCUUUUCCUAUGAUGACAAUAGUACAACAGUUUUUCAACAUAUUACCUCUUUAUUUUAAUUUUGAUUACUUGUUAAUCUUAGAAAUAGAUACAUUUCCUGUUGCAUACAAAAUGUUAUAACAAUAAAAGUUGUUUUAGUUCCUAUAUGUUGUCGUGUGAUAUUAAGAACUAAUUAAUCUCAUCAUGUCUUACAGUAAUCGUACACCAUUCCAUUUUUCUUAUUCUCACUCAUAAAAAAUUCACUUUUCCUCUUUGAAUACUAUUUUUAAUCUAUGGCGAAUAUGAAAAAUCCAAUUGAAAAACAGUAUACUGCACUAAAUUAUGCAGCUAAAUAUGGAGAUUGUGCUGCUAUCCGAUUGUUACUUGGAAAUUACCAUGUUCAAGUUGAUGCUCAGUCAUGUGGUAUGACUCCUUUACAUUUGGCCGCUGCCAACGGGAAUGAAGAUGUUAUAUUCUUAUUAACUUCCGUGUACAAAGCUAGAACUGAUAUACGAGAUUUUUGUGGACGGUUACCAAGCGCUUAUCUGCCUAAAGAAAAGGAGGCAUUAGCAAAAUACCUUCCGAAUCCUUUGCGCGUCCUAUUGCAAAAUUGUAAUAAUUAUUUAUAUUUGUUAGUGAGCCAACCAGAAACAAACCGAUUGCCAUCUGAUCCUAUUUCAAACGAAGAUAAUAGUAAUAAUGAGUGUAGUAGUGAUUAUGGGUUAGUGAAUAAUCUUAAUGCUCUACCUCCUACACCAAUUAAUUCUCAUUUUCCAUGGAGUCAAAGUAAUCAAAACUGCACAGAAGAAUCGCGUCGACAAUCAUCUCUUUCGCAAGGCCUAGGUUCAUUUAGUAGCGGGAAACGUGAUUCUUCAAGAGAUAGGCAUAGAAUGUACAAAACCCUACCAUCUGGAGUGGUCAAUAAAAUAAUGUGCUUUCCACUAGUAGACUUGAAAUUCAGGCGUAAAAGAGCUUCAUUUUAUUAUAAUCCAUGUAAUCCUGAGAGUACUAAAUCAUCGGAACCAAAUGUAAGAGAUAAUACUAGCCGCUUAGGACCAUCAAAUUUACGUUCAACUAUUGGUCGUCAACUAAAACGCCACAUAUAUAAUGCUCGCAGUGCGAUGUCGGCGACGCAAAACAAUGAACUAACUGAACUUGUAAACAAUAAUAAUGAUAAUAAUGGUAGUGAUGAUGACGAUGAAUUUACUGAUCCACCAACUCCAACAAAUGAACUGAAUGAUGAAAAGAAACAAUAA
Schistosoma curassoni is the source of this 1394-nucleotide messenger RNA. The record is from the annotation of a GenBank genome assembly. NCBI's taxonomy places the organism in Eukaryota, Metazoa, Platyhelminthes, Trematoda, Strigeidida, Schistosomatidae.